GCGUUCAGCUGUACUUAUCUAGUUCUAUCUUCUUUAUACUGCACUCUUCUGGGAAUUCUAAAAAAAAGCAAACAAUCGUGUUAAGAAAUCAAAUAAACAAUUAAAACGUCGAUUAUGUGGGAAGGAUUUACUGCGUCUUUGCAUGUGAGAGACGUACAUAUAGCAGAGGUUUAAGCAAAAAGCCUUUGAAAGCAACUUAGCAUAAUUUCAGCCAAAAAACAUACUCUAAUUUGUAGAAUUUACAAAAACGACUCAAAAGUGUUUGGUAUAUUAUCACAUGAAGCACGUGAACAUGGAAAUAUAUCUAUUGAUGGCUAAAAUUGGUAAAAGUGUACAAAUCCCACUUUCAUGGAUUCCACAAAGUCACGGAAAAUAUCCAGAAAAUGCCAUUUCUGUUGGUGAUGGUGUUUUUGUUGUUCGGUCUAGGUUUUUGAAUGAAAUGCUUCCUGGAAAACUUGUACCUAAAGAAGGAAAAUGUUACUGUUCUCAUGGAGGUGAAGAAAUAGAGUUAACAGAAUAUGAAGUUCUAUGUGAUACUUCAUUGCAUGAACUUGGAAAAGGAUAUGAAUGGGUAAAGUCUUCUGGUGGGGAAUAUCCAAAACGUGCAAUUAUUGCUGGGAUCGGUUCUGAUGGAAAACCACUCUAUAUUGCAAAAGGAUACGUUGAAAAUAAUGUAUGCGUUGGGAAGUUGCAUGAAGGUCAUGUAUGUGCCUAUAUGCCAUGGGGUCGACGGGAGAAUCCAAUUUCAGACUAUGAAGUACUUGUAUGGAAAAAGAUAAAAAAUUAAAUAAUGUCACAUUCUCAUUAAAUAAAAUAACA
Messenger RNA from Schistosoma haematobium, 819 nucleotides. RefSeq lists its product as uncharacterized. The transcript has 5 exons. The record is from RefSeq and is a predicted model, not a curated record. NCBI's taxonomy places the organism in Eukaryota, Metazoa, Platyhelminthes, Trematoda, Strigeidida, Schistosomatidae. The coding region runs from base 278 to 787 and encodes 169 amino acids.